GAUUAACGUGAAAAAAUUAAUGAAGAAGUUUCAGAAAGUAAUAGUUUUACAGUGCUUACAACAAAGGCAAGUCGCUAAAAUGUCCGGACCUAAUGAAAAUGAAAAUGCACGAUUGAAUCUCGAACUAACUCGUCAAGUAGCCAUCAACAAUCAACUUCGAGAAACGGUGGCUACUCUGAUGAGUUACUUUAGAAUGCCUCCACUACCACCACCAAAUGACCUGAUACCAGCUCAAGCACCAGUACGCAGGCCAGCUCAAGCACCAACAUCUGGAUCAGGACAAAAUGGUUUUAGAGGCCGCCGUCGCAAUGGCGGGAAGAACAGACAAUCUUGGUAUGAAAAUAAUAGAGCUCGUGGCAGAGGGCGUGGCCAAAUAGAUACGGCCCAGCAGGAAGGGAGUUCAAACCAACAAGCCCCAGGACCGGAUAAUGCC
Molecule: messenger RNA, 433 nt
Organism: Chelonus insularis
Lineage: Eukaryota; Metazoa; Arthropoda; Insecta; Hymenoptera; Braconidae
Exons: 3
Source: RefSeq, a predicted model, not a curated record